This is a messenger RNA of Linum trigynum, 2912 nucleotides long. Lineage: Eukaryota; Viridiplantae; Streptophyta; Magnoliopsida; Malpighiales; Linaceae. The record is from the annotation of a GenBank genome assembly.
UUUAACACUAAUAUCAAAGUAAGAUUCUCUAUCCAACUCCCCUGUAAACCCUUUAAAUAUUCUAAACUUCUUACAAACUCUUACUAGUGGGGAACCUUCCACUUCCAUCUUCUAGGGGAACUUAAUCAAGUUCAAAAACUUUAAGCGAUCCAUCCAAAACUUGAAAGGUUUUGGGAGGGAUUUGAUAGUACUGUUAGUAUCUAUCAAUAUAGGACAAUUGUCUAAAACUCCCGACUCUAACAGGUUUACUACAUAGCGGGACAACUUUAUAACAAUUUUAGGUUGACAAACCCCCUAUCCAAUCGUCGAGCAAUGGGAUUACCCUCAUGCUUAUAUGUCCAAGUAAACCAUGGACCCGAAAUCUUAUGUUCAUCUACCUCCAAAUCCACUUACUAUUGUUGAAAGUCUAACAUACUUGCAUCCAACACUGGAUCACUGGAAGCUUCUUCAAAUGGAUAAGCAAACUCAUUGAAGUCCUCAGCAAUGGUCGAGGGCACACACUUUUGACAUUAAUUCUACAAAUUUCUUCUUACAACUUCUUUCGCUCAAUAUCAUAACUAGAAACAUACAUAAAGGUAACAAAGUAAGGAAUACUUUCGAACCUCUAUUAAGGAAAAAAAUUACUACCUGAACUCACCAUAACUUGGAGAAAUCGGUCUGAUCGAUGACAUCUCCGAAGACAAGUAUCCAACGAGAGAUAAAUAUUUUCUUGCUAACACACAUUGAAUUUCUCUACUUAUAACUUUUUGACUAUUCACAAAGGUUUGUUUACCGUUAGGAGAUCCAAUUUCAAUCGUUUUCCCGAAUUAGCUUGGUUCAACGUUUUGGUUCUGUGCUGUGCUGUAUUGAUAAGAAUUUUCUAAUCCAACAAUGCAUUAUUACUAAUCAACUUUACAGUCAAGACGUAUUAAUUCAAGUCUUGUUUCGGUGCAGGAACGAGGAAGGAAGAUUAUUUGAUCAUUUAACAACGGCCCACUAGUGCCCUAAAACCAUCACGUGCCCUGGCAGUACGCGUUGGCAGGCUCAUCGUCAUGGGCCAUAGGAAUGACAAUGCGGCAGGUUCGGGAUGAGUAUCUCGAUAUCAAUACUCGUUCCAUGACAGGUCGAAUUCAGAUCGGUGAUUUAUUAUGGAGCGCUGGUCGAGACAGGUCAACCCGAUGAAUAUGUAAUUUAUACUGUAAAAUAUUCGUUAUUUUUAUUAAAAAACCAAGAAAGAAACCCAUAAUAUAAUAAAAUGUAGUUAAUAUGAGGUAAUAAGAGUGAAAUUCUAAGUAAUUCGACAAAGAAAACAUGUAAUUUAGAUAGGAAUGGGUCGAAAAUGGGUCGAAAAUGGAUAGGUCAGGUCGAUAAGAGGUACACAUUCCCAUCUGCCCCAAAACGGGUCAAACAAGUCGGGUAAAACGGGUCAAAUCGAAAUUGUCAUCCCUAACAGGCCAUGAAAAAUGCACGUGGACGGCUCAGAUUCGGAGAAAGGUAUCCUCUGGAGUCCACAUUACCCCAAUCCGAUUGUGGCUUGCUUGCUUUUUCUUCCUUUAUAAUUAUACCUUUCUCCGCCUUUCCGCCCUGCUCCAUAUUUAUAAAGGCAAAUUGCUUCAGUUCUCAUCCAUCCCACAAAAUUAUACGCGAUUCUCGCAAUAUAUAUCUUUCCCCACUCGCACGGCAGUUCACCCGUAUAAAAACAUCCGCCGAAGAAGAAGAAGGAGAAGAAGAAGGAAGAAAUCGCAGAGAGAAGAAGAGCGGAAACCAGAGGGAAAAGAUGGGGAAAGACAAGACGAUCGGAGUGGCGAUGGACUUCUCAGGCAGCAGCAAGAACGCGCUGAAAUGGGCACUGGAUAACUUGGCGGAUAAGGGUGACACCAUCUACAUCAUCCAUGUCCAUUCCAACGAACUACCCGAGGGUAAAAAUGAACUCUGGGGCAAGGCAGGAUCUCCUUUGAUUCCGCUGUCGGAGUUUAGAGAGCCGGAGAUUAUGAAGGGGUACGACUUGAAGCCAGAUGCCGACGUCCUCGCUCUGCUCGACACUGUUACCAGGCAGAAAGAGAUCAAAGUCGUGACGAAGCUUUACUGGGGAGGAGACGCGAGGGACAGGAUCGUUGACGCGAUCGAAGGGUUGAAGCUGGACUCUGUUGUCAUGGGAAGCAGAGGGCUUGGAACUGUGAAGAGGAUAUUAAUGGGAAGCGUGAGCUCGUAUGUGAUGAACGCGGCUUCUUGCCCAGUCACCAUUGUCAAGGAUAAGCACUGAAAUCAGCAGCCAGCGAGAUGAGGAUGGAACGAUUUGGGUUUGGAAUUUGGAUCGCUGUUUGGAGGAUGGACUUUUAGAUGUGUUGUUUUAAUUUCAUGAAUCUUUUGAUUUGGACGGUUUGUUGUUUUCUAAUUUCUAGACUUGUUAUCAUCAAAUGGGUUGUUUUAAUUUCUGGGGAAGGAGGAGGAAGGAGAGGAACAUAGCACUAGCAGUGAUCAUUUCCACACCCCAAAUCUUCCUUCUUACUAUGUAAUAGAGAGCAAACCUAUGGGCCUUUAUUUUAUCAUCAUAGUUAUUAGAAUUAUAUAUAAUAAAGUAAAACACAAACGUCUUUGUAUUAUCGAGAAUCUCGACUAUUUUUUAUUGUAGACAGAUUACCAAACCCCACAAGUGUCCCAGCAGCCGCAGACUGUGCUAUGGGGGAGAGUCCCAAAUAUCAUUUAUGAAAUGUUUUUAACACUUAGUUAUAUUUCUUUCAAGUUUAAAUUAAAUUUUUUUUACGCAGCUAAAUCAAAUUAAUUGUGCUAUUUAAAAUGAUAACUACUUUGAUAUAUUUUCGAAAUAAAAAAUUCGAGACAUAUAGUGUGGAACAACACUUCAAGCCUCUCAUUUUAAAUUGUAUCAAGAAAAUAGUGAUAAUGUCAAAUGAGAAUAUAUUCGACAACUUUGA